Molecule: messenger RNA, 2402 nt
Organism: Microplitis demolitor
Lineage: Eukaryota; Metazoa; Arthropoda; Insecta; Hymenoptera; Braconidae
Gene: sip3
Product: E3 ubiquitin-protein ligase synoviolin B
Exons: 8
Coding region: 422-2113 (563 amino acids)
Cellular component (GO): cytoplasm
Source: RefSeq, a predicted model, not a curated record
GAAGCGCACUAGUGUUCUCGUAAAUAUAGAAUAGGUAUAGACCCUUAAGGUAUUUAAAAAAAUCAAGAUUUGUUUUUAUGUAAUUGUAAAUAAUGAAUUGUUUCAUACGCUAAAGAAUGAAAACAGUCAAUAGAAUGUCUCAUAACUAAAGUUGCGCGUAAUAUUGAAAAAAAACCUUUAUCAUCAGUGUUGAUAUCUUUGAAUUAUUUUCCACGAAUAACUUUCCACCACACCAUCAAUUGCACGUCAACGGUAGCAGACGGUUUUUAACCAAUAAUUCAGCUGGAUUGAGUAUUUUUAAAAUCCGUCUCCAAGUUACAACACUAUUUUCUACCAAAACAAAACGUCAAAGUCGAGAGUUCUGGAAUUUAGCCUACUUUAUAAUAAAAUAUCGAAACCUGUUUAUUAAUUACGUUUAACAAUGAGGACAGCAGUUAUUUUGUUAAUUAGUGUCUUUGUCACAAGUACUGUCAUCGCUAAUGCAUACUAUCAAAAAAAACAGUUCUAUCCUUCAGUUGUCUACAUAACCAAAUCAAAUCCUAGUAUGGCUGUGAUGUAUGCUCAAGGACUGAUAUUUGUUUUUAUGACAAACACAUUUCUUCGAAAAAUAUUUUUUGGUAAUCUACGUGCUGCUGAACUCGAGCACCUUGUAGAGAAAGCAUGGUAUGCUGUAACUGAAACAUGUUUAGCCUUUACAGUGUUUAGAGAUGAUUUCAGCCCAAAAUUCAUAGCAUUGUUCACUUUGCUACUAUUUCUCAAAUCUUUUCACUGGCUUGCUGAAGAUAGAGUCGACUACAUGGAGAGAAGUCCGGUGAUUACAUGGUUGUUUCACUUCAGGGUUGCGACUCUUCUGCUUCUGUUAUCUUCGAUCAACUUAACAAUGAUUGAAUACGCAUACAAUUCAACUAUUAUGAAAGGUGCCUCAGUCCAAUUAGUAUUCGGCUUCGAGUAUGCAAUACUAUCAACUGUAGUUCUUAACAUAACCAUAAAAUAUAUUCUUCAUACAAUUGACUUGCAACGCGAAACUCCUUGGGAAAGCAAACCUGUAUUUUUACUGUAUACUGAGCUAGUUAUCGGCCUCAUCAAGGUUAUUCUAUAUGUGGCUUUCGUAUCUGUGAUGGUAAAAUUAUAUACACUCCCGCUAUUUGCCCUGCGACCGAUGUACUUCACCAUGCGAAAUUUCAAAAAAGCUUUCCAGGACAUUGUAAUGUCUAGAAGAGCAAUUAGGAACAUGAAUCUGUUUUACCCUGAUGCUACUCCUGAAGAGUUAGCAGCUGCCGAUAACGUCUGUAUAAUCUGCCGAGAAGAAAUGAUUGCAGCGAGUAAAAAACUUCCAUGUAAUCAUAUCUUUCACACAGUUUGUUUGCGAUCAUGGUUUCAACGUCAACAGACUUGCCCAACAUGCCGUUUGAAUAUUUUAAGAUCAGCUUCAGGCAAUGCUGAUGGUCGUCAACGAGAGCAAGCCCAAGGGGAGGUACCUACUUCUCAAUCUAUUCAAGCACCUACGAUUAAUCAUCAAGAAACAGAUCCUGAGAGCAAUGCGUCUACGUCAAGAACAAGAAUGGUCGAGGGUGCUACCUUUGUAACGGCAAAUAUGCCGCUUUACACACCACCAUUCCCAUCUGUUGUUCCUUUACCAAUAGUGCCAACUCCACUACCCUACCUCAGUACGCUAAACGAAGAAGAGCUUCGUCAGAUGGAAGGUAACUUGAGACAAGCGGUUGAAGCUAGGAUUCAGACUCUCCAAAGAGUUCAACUUCUUCUCGACGCAGCCAAUGUGAUGAUGAAUCAAUAUCAAAGUGCAGCAAGUCUCUCAAGUUCUUCAGCAGCUCCUACGGAUAAUACUGUUCAAGCAGUAUUUCAAACAACCCAAAAUUUGAACCAAGUUCCAGAACCAACUACAAGGUCACUCAGUGAUACGAUGGUUUCUUCGGAAAACGUCGUUGAAGACUUGGAAUUGAGAACGCCGAGUGAAACUGAUUCUAAUGCAUGUAAGGAUAAUAGUAUAGCAUCUUCUUCAACCUUAGAUGCCAGGCAAGAACAAAACGACGAAGCAUCAAUUUUGAGGCGAAAAAGAUUACAAAAAUUCGCCGUGCCAUUAACAACUAAUUAGCAUGAUUUAAUUGAUAAUGUUAUAUAAAAUAUUCACUCAUAAAUUUUAAGGGUUCAUUUUUAUGAUUGUUAUAAAGUACUUUAAAUAAUCGGUGACUCAAAUCUAAAAUAUCAGCAGCAAAACUUUCAACACAUGCGGCUACUUUUACUAAAUUCUUCAUUCUACGAUUAGUGUAUUUUCUGAUACUCUGUUAAGUUUGAACUGUUGUAAAAUAUCACAACCUCUGUACUUUUUUCAGUAAUUCACCUGAGAUUUAACAAUUUAUAAAUACAAUUUCGUUUUCUUCUUC